CAUUUUCGAGCGAGCUCCUCAAGCAUCCAUCGACCAUCAUGACUAACAACAUUGUUUUAUUAAGCCUGGUAGCCUUGUCUGUUGCCUUCCUGGCAUCCGCCUUCGAGCCUAGUCCAUUGCAAGAUUUUUGUGUAGCUGAUGCCACCACCUCAGCCAGAGUGAAUGGCCAACCAUGCAAGAACCCAUCAUCGGUGGGAGCUGCCGACUUCUCCUUCAGUGGACUCCACAUUCCCGGAAACACCUCAAACCCUAAUGGCUCGAGGGUAACUCCGGUCAGUGUAGCCCAAUUGCCUGGCCUCAACACCCUCGGUAUCUCCAUGGUGCGUAUUGACUACGCACCCUGGGGCAUCAACCCUCCCCAUACUCACCCAAGAGCCACUGAGAUCUUAACGGUAAUUGAGGGAUCACUUCAGGUCGGGUUCGUUACAUCCAAUCCUGGCAACAACCUCAUCACGAAAACCCUUCAGAAGGGUGACGUUUUCGCCUUCCCAAUUGGGCUUGUUCACUUCCAGCGCAAUGUGGGGACUAAAAACGCUGUUGCCAUAGCUGCAUUGAGCAGCCAGAACCCUGGAGUCAUCACCAUUGCUAAUGCGGUUUUUGGGUCAGAGCCCAAAAUUAGUAGCGAUGUUCUCACCAAGGCAUUCCAGGUCGAACCGAGCAUCGUGCAGAAGCUCCAGGCCACCUUUUAGAGAGCUGCGAACUGGCUCAAACCUAAAGUUUAAAGGUUAUUCGCAAUGCGUGGUGUGUUUGGUUGUUUGUAACUUGAUUGUACCAAUUUGAUUUUUAAUUUGUGUGUUG
This is a messenger RNA of Salvia hispanica, 798 nucleotides long. Its product is annotated as putative germin-like protein 2-1. Gene Ontology annotation, molecular function: manganese ion binding. Lineage: Eukaryota; Viridiplantae; Streptophyta; Magnoliopsida; Lamiales; Lamiaceae. The record is from RefSeq and is a predicted model, not a curated record.